Messenger RNA from Cooperia oncophora, 324 nucleotides. Lineage: Eukaryota; Metazoa; Nematoda; Chromadorea; Rhabditida; Trichostrongylidae. The record is from the annotation of a GenBank genome assembly.
AUGACGUGUUGUCCCGAAUUAUCGUCGCGCGAAUGCUCUUAUCUGAAAGAGCAGGACCAACUUGACGAGCAAGGUCAGCCUCAUCACCGACGCACACGACUUCCGCCAUCAAUCGGCCCUGUGUUCACCCGUGAAGCAGCGACUUUUACUGGGUUGCCAGUGGUUCCCACUGAACUCGUUGAGGACCCUUCGAGUAGAAGGCCUCAUAAUCGACACAAACGUUCACCGGUAACGAUCGUUCCUGGGUUCACCGACGAAGUCACGACUUUCACCGACUCGCCAGUAGGCCCAACUGAAGUUGUGCAGGGUCGCCUGAGUAGACGG